AUGGAUAAUACAAAUAUUAGAUCGUCUAUAUCUACCAACAACGACGAAUCAAAUACGAAUGAUAAUGAAUUAACCUCACGUAAAGAUGAUAAAAAACUUGCCGACCAAUUAUCGGUUAACUCUGAAAUAUCAAAAGAAACGAUAGAAGAUCCGAAUGACCCAAAAUGUUGGCCGAGAAAAAAGAAAAAUUUUAUUUUAUUUAUUACUUCUUUAGCUGGAAUGGUUGCACCACUUUCAAGCACAAUAUUUUAUCCGUCAAUUAUAAUUAUUGAAAACGAUUUUAAAACUAGCGGAGUGCUAGCUAAUGGAAUAAGAACUGUAAUAUGUGGUUUAUCAAAUAGCAUUUGGUUAUUGUUAGCGAUGCGAUUAGUUCAAGCUUGUGGUGCUUCUGCAGUUCUGAGUAUUGGUGCCGGAACAAUAAGUGAUGUUUUUCAUUCACUUGAACGAGGACGAGCGUAUGGAAUAUUUUAUCUUGGACCUUUGGUUGGACCAGUUAUAGGACCAGUGAUCGGGGGAUAUGUAACAGAUUAUUUAGGAUGGAGAUGGAUUUUAUGGAUUCUUGCGGUUAUUGGAGGUUUAAUAUUAAUAUUAAUUUUCUUUACAUUUCCUGAAACAUAUUUACCUCCAACAAAUCUACCGAACCCUAAUAAUACAACUUCAAAUUCACAACGUCGUAAAAGAUUUGAUCCUACAUCACCAUUACGUUUAUUAAAAUAUCCCAAUAUGUCACUUGUAAUAGUAUACAUAAGUAUUACGUUUGCAGUAAUUUAUUUACAAAAUACAUUAGUUGGGCCAAGUUUCGCAAAUAUAUAUCAUGUUUCAGCAUCAACAGUUGGAUUAAUUUUUCUGGCUCCGGGUACUGGAUAUAUGAUUGGAAGUGUCAUAGGAGGAAAAUGGUCAGAUUAUGUUCUUAUUGAAGCUAAAAAAAGAAACAAUGGUGUUGGAUAUCCUGAAAUGAGACUUCAUAGUGUUUGGAUUGGUUGUUUUUUUAUUUCGGUUUCUUAUAUAUGUUAUGGGUGGUUUCUUGAAGCUAGAUUACAUAUAGCUUUACCAAUUAUCGCUAUGUUCACUGGAGGAUUUAGUCUUGUAACAGUGUAUAAUUCAGUUUCAACAUAUUUGGUCGAUGCUUUUCCGGGUAGAAGUGCAUCAGCAAUUGCAAUUAAUAACCUUACGAGAUCGCUCGCAGCCGCAUUAUUUACUUUUGUAUCUGUGCCUUUUGAAAAAGCUGUUGGUAUCGGUUCGAUUUAUACCAUCAUGAUUUGCAUUUCAUUUAUUGGUGUGUUUUGUUUAUUUGUUGUUAGUUACAAAGGAAAAUAUUGGAGAGAAAAGAUCAAUUCCGGGAUUGAUGAGUAA
This is a messenger RNA of Rhizophagus irregularis DAOM 181602=DAOM 197198, 1353 nucleotides long. Lineage: Eukaryota; Fungi; Glomeromycota; Glomeromycetes; Glomerales; Glomeraceae. The record is from RefSeq and is a predicted model, not a curated record.